AUGGCUGGCCCCAAGCCGAGGGCAACACCAGCUACCGUCGUCGAGGUAGCUGACGAAGGCGGUGUGGUGAUUCUCAGUGAUGACCCAGUCAACAGUCUGACUGUUGACGACCUGCCCAUGGGGGUUCUGAAGGAUGCCAACAAACAGACUGCGGCCCAUAUCGUCGAGAUGUUCAAGGAGAAGGCUCCCGGUACGCCCCGCGACGUGCGCGACAACAUCCCCAGUCUCCUGAAGGAGGGCGCUUUUCACCACAACAAGAGUUCUCGAACUAAGCCAUCGUACCAGUACCGCGGCUACUGGCACCAGACUUGCCCUCCAAUUGCUCCUCGUUAA
Molecule: messenger RNA, 333 nt
Organism: Fusarium proliferatum ET1
Lineage: Eukaryota; Fungi; Ascomycota; Sordariomycetes; Hypocreales; Nectriaceae
Exons: 1
Coding region: 1-333 (110 amino acids)
Source: RefSeq, a predicted model, not a curated record